This is a messenger RNA of Fomitiporia mediterranea MF3/22, 3246 nucleotides long. RefSeq lists its product as uncharacterized. The coding region runs from base 93 to 3047 and encodes 984 amino acids. The transcript is spliced from 3 exons. Lineage: Eukaryota; Fungi; Basidiomycota; Agaricomycetes; Hymenochaetales; Hymenochaetaceae. The record is from RefSeq and is a predicted model, not a curated record.
AUUGUUCUUCUGCGCACCUGAAAAAUGGCCAGAAACGUGCUCCUUUUCAGCUCUAUCUCCUACUCUCAUCUUCCCUUUCUGCGCUGUGCGCCAUGUUUGCCAGCGUCAUCGCUUUCUUUUCGGUUUUCAGCGCGUUAGCCGCUGCCCAGAACACUCCGUCGGUCGUGUGCAUUGCUGGACAAUGCGUGCAGGGUUUCACAAACUUAACCCUGGGUGCAACUUUGAGCGCGCCUGGCGCGUCAACAAGUCUGCUCUUGCUUCCAGGUCAAUACACCGAGACGACGAAUCCUUCACUAUUGCAUUCUAUCCUUACUUCGAGCUCAGCCACCAUCUCAGGUUCCACAGGCUUUCAGAACAGUAGUAGUAUCUCGUUACCCCUUUCCAUCCAACUUCAACCCGGGCUCGCAUUCUAUUCUUCUUCAAACUAUUCUGGUUCAGCUGCAUAUAUCGCCCUUCCGACGUCAGCGAACGCGUCGAAUGUAACGACUACUAUCAAUGGCGGGUCGUUUGUACUGUCGUCAAACACAUGGGCCGAGUUAACCACCUCAGGUGGUCGGAUCAUCCUGUGGGACGCGUCGCCCGAUAUAUCGCAAUUACCCGGAUUCAUUUCUAGUGGCUUGACUCUCAAUCAACUCCAGAGCGGGUCUUGCAGCACCCCUUGUGCAAGCGGCGGAGUCUGUACCUCUCAAGGCUCAUGUGCAUGUCUGCCAGGAUUUACAGGAUCAUCUUGUGAGGCAUGUGCGACUGGGUUUUUCGGAAAAAAUUGUCAGGCCUGUCCGAGUGACUGCGAGACCUGUGAUGACGGUAUUAACGGGUCGGGAAUCUGUCUGAAGAAACAAAGUAAUGCUCAAAACUGCAACUGUUUGAAUGGCCAAUGUGCUAGCGAUGGAUCCUGCGCUUGUAACGCGGGUUGGGUUGAUAGCUCGAAUGGUACUAAGUGUGCUUCAUGUGCAAAUGGCUUCUUCUUGAGUGAUGAUGGAUCGUGCAAAGUUUGUGAGCUUGGAUGCGCAACUUGCGCAGCUUCUACAGGAGCUUGUACCGCCUGCAAGAGCGGCUUCACCCUUUCCUCUACCGACUCUACCAAGUGCAAUCCACCCUCGACUGCGACGACUACUGGCACUGUCUGCCCUGACGGCUCGUUUGCCAAUGGCGCGUCUUGUGCUGCGUGUAAUUCACUGUGUAGCACAUGUACUGGGGCCACAGCCAACGACUGUGUCGUCUGCGGGACAGGGAGAUUCCAGUUCAACGGGACUUGUGUGACAGUCGAUGGCAAUGGCGUAUGUCAGACUGGUCUGACUACUGGGAAUGGAUUCGUUGCAGAUAAUAACAAGAAGGAAUGUGAAGCAUGUCCUGAGAAGUGUACGGCCUGUGGAAUUCCUUCAUUCAGCAUUGCAAGUACGAUCGAUCAAGUACAAUGCACAGCCUGUCUAUCUGGCUUUGUACUCAGUAGCGGCCAAUGUGUGGAGAACUGUCCAAGCGGGACAUUCUUGGAUCCGAAGGACAAUGUAACUUGUUCAGCGUGCUCCUCAACUUGUAGCACUUGCGCGGGUUCCGCGACGUUCUGCCUAACUUGCUCAAAUAACCAACUCGCUUCUGGUGGUGCUUGCGUGACGUCGUGUCCCUCGGGGACCUUUUCGUCAUCCGGCGCAUGUGUCUCGUGCCAUCCUGAUUGUACGACUUGUUCUGGGACAUCAUUUAACCAAUGCUCAACAUGCCCUUCCGAUCGUCCCGUCCUGUCAAACGGCCGCUGUCUUCCCAUAUGCAGCAAAAACGAAUUCUUUGAUCCUGCUAGCAGCUCUUGUAAGAGCUGUGAUAGCUCCUGCGCAAGCUGUAGUGGUUCAGGAAGCUCAAACUGCCUCAGCUGCGCAGAUGGGAACAGCGUGCUUCGUGGCGGUAAAUGCGUCGCCGGGACAUGUGCAGCCAAUACUGAUGUCGUCCCUGGCCUUGGAGCAUGCCUGAGUGACCUUGUUGCUAUUCCUCAGGCAUCCGGUUCUGGGACUGCCUCUGGUGCUUUACCGACUGUGACGGGCAUCAACUCUCCGACGGUGGACGAGAAGGGUGGUUCGCACCUCGAGUGGUGGCAGAUUCUUCUCAUGGCACUUGGAUGUGCUUUCAUUCUACUCUGCCUUCUGUUGUGCCUGCGCCGUCGCAUGAGGAAGAAGCGCGCGCAACAAACUCAGGAGUUUGCGAGGGCUAAAAAAUUGGACGAUAAUCUCACCUGGCGUGAACGCGUCGUGAGGUUUGGUGAGCGCUUGUUCGGACACACCUUAGGGGAACGUGUGCUGGGGUCUCGCAAGCGUGGGGCGACAGGUCCCAUUGCUCUGCGAGAUGUUGGUAAAGGGACGGCCAAAGACUCCUAUCAGAUGCGUGACCUAGAAGAGGCACGGUAUUCGCGCGACGUGGAUAAGUUGCUCGAUGGAUACGCGUAUUCUCGUCAUUCACGUGAACCGUCACUCAAUACGUAUGAGAAGCGUUCAGAUUACCUCUCGCGUCUUCACGGUGAUGCAAAGUCCAAGUCAUCAAGGUCUAAAUCAAGUCGAUUCCGACGUGACCGCGACCGAAGUGCCGAUAAGGAUGUCGACUUGAAUACGAUGUCCGAUGAAUCGAUGUACACAUAUCUAACAGGUCAACCUCGUCGCACUGCUGAUGCUCGUCAGCCUGUGCGUGAUAAGCCUGCCUUCUCCUCACGCCUUACUCCUCUUGAUACAAACGCUCGAGAUCUCGACCGUGGACGAGAUCGUUUAGCUUCACGUUUUUCCGAUUCCAUGUAUUCUGAAUCCAAUUAUGCGCCUCCGCGUGAUCGACGAAGGCGUGAUCAUAGUCCUGCAUCGAACGCGAGUAGCUCUCGCGCGCCAACUCCUGCGCAGGAAUACGCAUUGACUGUACGCGAUCGAGAACAUAGUCCUGCAAACCGAGGCCCCGCAGUGGAUUAUGGCUUGAUUGACCUCGGAAAUCAGAAAGAUCAGUAUGGAGGGAGAGGUGAUUAUUGGUUGCGACCUAAUCAUACUGGAGCAAGCAGUGGAUCGAAGAACCCAUUCCGUAGAUGAACAUGGUGUUAUUUCCUUAUUUCCGUUCCUUUGGAUAUUUGGACUUUAAAUUUAAAAAUGCAUGUCCACACGCUCCAUUUACUUGUCUUCUUUCAAUUUCGUCUGUUUGAACGCUUACAUGUAUUACCCUCUAAUCACUUUCGUUAUACAGAUUUCUUGUGCUGCAAAUUAUCCUUAUAGCGUUACACUCACAUAUUUC